ACAGGUUUAGUAUUGGUCAGCAUGGGUUCGAGUAACUUGGCCAUCUUGUUAUUUGUACUGGCUAUAGCUCAGCAGCAUUUCUUACUUGUAAAAGCAAAUCCUGCUGUCGUGAAUAGUAACAGCGAGUCUGUUUCUAUUGACAAUCAAAUGCUUAGGGGAUCGAUGGGAAUACGAAAUAAUGCAAUGCUAGCCAUGGCCCCUUCACAUCCAUCGUUCCAGAACGCGCCUGAAAUCGUUUAUUCAGGUCUACAGCGAAAUGCAUUUGUUCCGGUAACUGGAACACCACCUCCUUCAGCACAAUGUUCUUCAACCGUCAAAGAUAUUCAGCUAGGAUUCCGGAUGGUUGUAAACGAUUCAUCUCCAGAUUUGAUACCGUUUUUUACCGACAUACUAGACAAGGGUGAGAUUGAUUUGACACGAGAAUGUUCCAAAAACAACGGGGAAUCCCUCAAAAUGGUGGAAAACGAACGUGAAAAUAUUUUAACCAAUCAUCAAUGGAUUACCGAAAAAUUUAAACUGUAAAGUUGAUGAAGGAUUUUUCGUUAUUAAAGCUUUGGCUCCGCACAUAACUAUGGGCAAAUAAUUUCUCAAAAAGCUCCAUUUUCUAUUGUAACUGAUGGAAAAGAAAAUGUUUUAAUAACCGGCACCCAAUUAAAUUUUACCUACUGGUUUUCUUGAUUUCUAAUUCGAAAUUCUAAUACACGAUUAAU
Daphnia magna is the source of this 710-nucleotide messenger RNA. RefSeq lists its product as uncharacterized. Bases 22 to 522 code for a protein of 166 amino acids. The record is from RefSeq and is a predicted model, not a curated record. The transcript has 5 exons. Lineage: Eukaryota; Metazoa; Arthropoda; Branchiopoda; Diplostraca; Daphniidae.